UGGUUUCCCCCCUAUAAGAAAGCUGGCUGAGUGAAUUGGGUGUAGCUGUGUCUGUGUGCGCCUUGGCCAAUGGAACCAGAUCCUCCCUGCAGUGCGUAAGAGCGCGAUUUAGGAUUUAACCAAGUCUUUGCUGCGGGGCUGGCUGCAGUCUUCACCAGAGCCCGACGGCCCGAGAGCCUUUCAACAAUGCCAGUGUAGUUUUCUCACCACUCUGGAGUCAAGACUGCCUCGUUUUUUGUUGCUGUCGCAGAUAAAAUAAAAACAAUCCCACGCGUUUCUUCUCGAAGUAUGACUGGAGUAUUCGACCGGAGGAUCCCGAGUGUGAAACCUGCAGACUUCCAGAGCUCCUUUCAACUCUCCACCAUGCACCAUCCGUCUCAGGAAUCUCCUACUUUACCCGAGUCCACCGCCACGGAUUCUGGCUACUACAGUCCCGCCGCUGGAGUCACUCACGGCUACUGCUCGCCCAGCUCCAGCUCGUACGGGAAGCCGCUCAAUGCCUACCAGUACCAGUACCCGGGUGUAAAUGGAUCCGCUGGAAAUUACUCGACAAAAUCCUACACUGAUUACAGCUCGUACACGACCCCCGCCUACCACCAGUACGCUGGGACUUACAGCAGAGUGCAAGCCCAGCCGAGUCCACAAGAAAAAGAGAUAAACGAGCCCGAGGUGAGGAUGGUGAACGGCAAGCCGAAGAAAGUGAGGAAACCCCGGACGAUCUACUCGAGCUUCCAGCUGGCCGCCCUGCAGAGGCGCUUUCAGAACACACAGUACCUGGCGCUGCCGGAGAGAGCCGAGCUGGCCGCCUCGCUGGGACUCACGCAAACACAGGUCAAAAUCUGGUUCCAGAACAGGAGAUCAAAAUUGAAGAAGAUCAUGAAAAACGGCGAGCUUCCACCGGAGCACAGCCCCAGCUCCAGCGACCCCAUGGCGUGCAACUCCCCACAGUCCCCGGCCGUCUGGGACACACAGGGCCCCUCCAGGCCGCACAGCCUACAGCCACAAAGCAUCAACACGACGGCUUCUAACUUUUUGGAAACCUCGGGGUCGUGGUACACCUCAGCCGGCAGCUCCAUGGCGGCCCACCUGCAGACCCCUAACUCGAUACAGCACUCGUUGGCUCUUGGAGCGGGGACGUUAUAUUGAGAAAAGAAAGAAAAAAAAAACCCUGUUGUUCAUUUCAAAUCUUUUUUUUUUCUCUCCUUCUAUGGGACUCGUGUUCAAAUUUCAGAGGAAUAUGCAAUGUAUUUGAUGACAGUCAUAGAAGAAAACGUGUAAAAUGUGUAAAUGUGUGCAUGUAAUUUAUUGCAUUUUGGAAGACUAUUAAACGUUUAAAUGGACAAUGGAACUUUGAACACC
Acanthopagrus latus (yellowfin seabream) is the source of this 1359-nucleotide messenger RNA. It is a transcript of the gene dlx5a, whose product is annotated as distal-less homeobox 5a. The record is from RefSeq and is a predicted model, not a curated record. Gene Ontology annotation, molecular function: DNA-binding transcription factor activity, RNA polymerase II-specific; RNA polymerase II cis-regulatory region sequence-specific DNA binding. Gene Ontology annotation, biological process: embryo development; anatomical structure formation involved in morphogenesis; cell differentiation. Bases 289 to 1146 code for a protein of 285 amino acids. The transcript has 3 exons. Lineage: Eukaryota; Metazoa; Chordata; Actinopteri; Spariformes; Sparidae.